Molecule: messenger RNA, 3169 nt
Organism: Hemibagrus wyckioides
Lineage: Eukaryota; Metazoa; Chordata; Actinopteri; Siluriformes; Bagridae
Gene: septin3
Product: septin 3
Exons: 10
Coding region: 782-2065 (427 amino acids)
Biological process (GO): cytoskeleton-dependent cytokinesis
Cellular component (GO): microtubule cytoskeleton; presynaptic cytoskeleton; septin complex
Molecular function (GO): molecular adaptor activity; GTP binding; GTPase activity
Source: RefSeq, a predicted model, not a curated record
CUCUUCCAAAGCUCUAAAUUGUGAUCCAGAGACUCACACCUCAGGCAAAUUCACUGUGGAUUGCCUUGCAGAUGCUUAUGAGAACAGCAGUUCUUCUUUGCUUGAAUUAAAUACCAGUAAUACUGAAAACCUUCAGUCUACUCAUCACAGUAAGCCUCAAUUCACAGCUUCAGAAACAGACACAUGUAUUAGCACACUUAAUCAAACCAAGCAGACGGACUGCUUCCGAUUCCCUUUGAAGAGUCAUGGAUCAUCUUCCAAAACCAGUCAUUUGGCCAGAAUCUGUAGACCUGAAUCAGAAACAACCACAUCAAAUUAUAUUCACACACCCAGGCAACUCAACCAGAGUGACCAGCUCCCUUUGAAGGGCAGAACCUGUAGACGUGUGAUCAAAGGGGCAGGUAGUUUUUCUGACAGAAAGUCCACAUGUCUUAUAUCUACUCAGGCACGAAAGAAAGACUUAUCCUCUCAGGAAACAGGGAGAAGAUGGUCCCAGAAGAAAGACUUUUCCAAGCCAUCACAAAAGAACCACCAUGGUUCAGAUACAGAUUCCUCCAAAUCUAUCUCAAGUCGAACAAGCUCUCUAGAGGAAGACACACACUUGAAAAAACACAAGCGUUUAGAGGUACAGAUAAAGUGUAGUAAAUCUUGUAGCACACAAUCUACUAACACACACACAUCCAGGGACACAAGGGAUGAUGCAGUGAUUCAGACCACCUGCCCAGGAGACCUGUACAGUCAUCCCAACCUACAAGCACAUAGAGCCAUUCCAGAACUUUCCAUGGCUGACCGGAUGCCCCAAACUGGAGCUGACAAAGCAUAUGAACAGUCCUUAAGAGACGAAUACAGUCUGACAGUUGAACAAGUGAAUUUUGCUAAGUUACAUCAGCAGGAUGAUUCCCUACCGAGGAAGCCAUCUGUUUCUGAGGCGAGGAAGAGCGAGCAAGAGAUAAUCCCACUUCCUGCUAUAUAUGCAUUUUCACACAUGUCAGAAAUCGUGCCCCCAGAAGUGAAGCCCAAACCUGCCGUCCCUGCCAAGCCAUCUCAUGUGGUACUACCUGCUACCACCCCUCCUGGGCCCCUCCAGGGGUCAGGGGCUGGAGGUCAGGGGUCAGGUGGAGGCUCAACAUUGCUGGGAUAUGUUGGGAUAGACACCAUUAUUGAACAGAUGAGGAAGAAGACCAUGAAGACUGGCUUUGAUUUCAACAUCAUGGUUGUAGGUCAAAGUGGCUUGGGAAAAUCUACCAUGGUGAAUACUCUAUUUAAGUCUCAGGUGAGCAGGCGGAGCUCUGGCUGGAGUCGUGAUGAGAAGAUCCCCAAGACUGUGGAGAUUAAAUCUGUGUCACACGUGAUAGAGGAAGGUGGUGUGAAGAUGAAACUGACAGUGAUUGAUACUCCUGGAUUUGGGGACCAGAUCAACAAUGAAAACUGCUGGGAGCCAAUAUCUAAAUAUAUCAAUGAGCAGUAUGAGAAGUUUUUGAAGGAAGAAGUUAACAUUGCCCGUAAAAAACGGAUUCCGGACACCCGAGUACACUGCUGCUUGUACUUCAUAUCUCCAACUGGACACUCACUGCGACAGCUGGACAUUGAGUUCAUGAAGCAUUUAAGUCGAACUGUAAACAUCAUUCCUGUCAUUGCCAAAGCGGAUACUCUGACUCCUGAGGAAAAAAUAGAGUUCAAGCAAAGGGUGAGGAAGGAGCUGGAAGUGUGUGGAAUCGAAUUUUAUCCACAAAAGGAGUUUGAUGAAGACCAGGAGGACAAGGCUGAAAACGAUAAGAUCAGGGAGGCCAUGCCUUUUGCAGUAGUAGGAAGUGACAAAGAGUACCAAGUCAACUGCAAACGGGUUCUGGGUCGGAAGACUGCCUGGGGAAUAGUAGAAGUUGAAAACCCGAAUCACUGUGAAUUCUCGCAACUCCGGGAUUUCCUGAUCAGGUCUCACCUCCAAGACCUGAAGGAGGUCACUCAUAACAUCCAUUAUGAGACGUACCGGGCCAAAAGGCUCAACGACAACGGAGGCCUCCAUCCCAUUUCAACCAGCAACAGCACACAGGAAAGCAACCUGUAAGCGGGAAACACUGAGCGAGAGAGAACGAUUGACGAGAGAUAAUGAAAGAUGAUAAGGGAUAAUAUUUUUGUGGAUAAAUACAUUAGCACGUGCCCUUGUGGAGUUCAUCUUAAAGCUUUAUAACCAUCUGAGCAUGUUCGUCAUUGCCUCUCUUUUUUGCAAAGCGUCCUUUUUUAAAAAGCAAAUAACGACAGCACAUCAAGCUAAGACGGGGACAGCCUCUAGAUACUACAGUAGAUAUAAGUUCAAAUAUGGAUGGAUGACAGCACUGCCAUUCACCUGCACACAAUACGUAGGAGUUUUAGAAAUCUUUUAGUGAAGUCUACUUUGUGUGAUCACUUUCUCUAAUAGCCUUUAGGUAAAGAACCUGCCAAAACAAUUCAGGACUCGUUUUUGCACGCCUUGAUGGUGAUAUACUGAUGCACACAUCAGUGUACUUUUACCAUUUAACUCUUUCUAACUGCACUGCAGCAUUUACCACUGGCUGCAUGUCUUACCCUGAUUACCAGUGAUCCUUUCGGACACCAAUUCAGGACUUUCUCAUUAUCCAGACAAGCACACCAAGUACCGAUUCCUCUCAACCCAAGGUUUCUGAAUGUUUACUCCCAUACAUUUUGUAAGCUUGUUUCUAGACUGUGUGUGCACAAGUGUGUGUGUGUGUGUGUGAUAGAGAGAAUGUGCCUUUAUAUCUUUUAGGUUCAUCUUUCCAGUGUUCGAACAACUCAAAUACAUUAAUAAUAUUCAACUUUAAUUUUUAUUUUGUUUUUUUAAGAAUAUUUUAUCUGUGCCAUUGUUUGUAUCAGUGUGCCUGUAUAUCGCUGGAACAACAGUAUUGCUUAAUGUCUAAAAGUUCACUUUGGUGUUAACCACUUGAUAUUUUAGUCAAAGCACAGGUCAAGUCACGAUCCAUUUAGGGGAGAGAAAUUGAACCGUAUCACUCAGAUCAUCUCCAAUCUUUUGGAUGAAUACACAUUUUUAUUUAAGUUUGUUUUUUUCUCUCAUUAAUGCUUUCGGUGGAAUAUUAAAUUACAAGGAUGGUAUUCUUGCUGAGUGUUUUUAAGUGUUAUUUAUUACAUAAUUUAAUAAACAUGUUUUUUUCCAUCA